AUGUUUGAUGUAUCAUGGGGAGAGCUUCUUGUAUUGGGAUCUGUUGGGGCAGCACUUGCCGGUCGACGUGAUCUUCCCAGUGCGUGUCGCUUUGCGGGCAUGCAGGUCGGUCGAGUGGUGGGAUUGCUGCAAGGGGCACGAGCACGUGCGGAUCAGUUCAGCACGCAGAAUGAAUUGAGGCAAUUGCAAAACGAAUUGAGGAGCGGACUCCGGGAAUUGGAUCAAGUCAAGACGGAGCUAGUCGUUGCUGCCAGCAUGGGCCGAACGCUUGGGGCCACGACACCCUCGGCCAAUCGACUGGUUUCGAACAAAAGCAGCAACAACAACAACAACAACAACAACACGAAUAACAAUACCAAUCGAACACCGUACCGAACUAAGAUUCAAUCAUCGACAAUCACAGCACCCCAGGUUGGAAACGUUUCUGUUUCUACAGCAAGUAAAUCACGACAGACUCCUCCACAACCAACAAUAAGCACUGCCGAUGCCAUGAUGGAGAGUCUGUCGCUAUCUCCGUCCAGCAUUAUUCAAAGCGAACGAGCAUCCAUGGAAGAAGAAUGGGAAAAACAAGGUAUCUCGUUUCGAUCCGCAGCGGAACAAGGCAGCUGGAUGAAUACUGGUAAUGUAACAGCUUCCAGUAGUAGUAGUACUGCCAACACUGGAAGUGAAAUAUUGGAAAAUCUGAUGCACCAAAAUCUAGUAUUCGAUCAAUACAAUCGGGUGGUUGCAAACCAAGAACACGAAAUGCAACAAAGGAUUGAACAGAUCAAGGCAAAGGGUCGUAAUCAUCGUACCGAUGAGAAGAAGUAA
Cylindrotheca closterium is the source of this 810-nucleotide messenger RNA. The record is from the annotation of a GenBank genome assembly. NCBI's taxonomy places the organism in Eukaryota, Bacillariophyta, Bacillariophyceae, Bacillariales, Bacillariaceae.